ACCUGUGACUUUCGAUCUAACGGGAAGGCGGAAGAGAAGUCGCGACAUUAAGCUAAUUCUUUAUUAUGCGCUUAGAGCCAACGGUCUACUUUGUUACUUAUAAAUUAUAUCGUUUGUAUUAUUACUCAUUACUCCACCUUAUACACAUUUAAGACAGUAUUUGUGUAAAGUGUCCUUUAUUUUUUUCUGUUUUCGCAGUUAGCAAGCUAGCUAACGAGCUUUUUAUCUUUAAGUAGCACGAAGUUAGCUAACACCGAGGGGGUUUUCUUUACGCAGCAACCCUAAACAGAACUAGUUAUUGUGGUUUAAUUUUUAACAGAGCUUCUUGCUCACACUGACAGACAAUAUGAUAGAUAGUGAAGGCGAGCUGGAGGUUCUGCUGGACAUCUUUUCACCGUCACCGACUGUGCUUAAAGACCUGUUACCGGAAGACAUGAGCGGAGAAACGUUAGAGUUCACAGACGAUCAUGGAAACUCUGAGCUCAGAGAAGACGAGUCGUUGCUGCUGUUGGCUGAUGUUGCUGUGGCGCCAUCCUGUGGUAGGUUUGUGUCCUGCAGCUGCCCAGAGAUGACGAGCUUGCAGUCAAUCCAGCUGGAGCUUCAGUUUUUUUUAAGCAAAGCUGAUGACUUGCACGAUUGCCUCGUUAGUGGGAAGAGUCAUCUAGACAGAGAGCCUCUUGCUGCUGCAGUUUCCAGCCUGCUGUACACCUGUCAGCCUUAUUUUAACCACCUGGAAUCCACAGGUCGGAGCACCGUAUCACUGUGUGCCAAUAAGCAUGCAGACCUUUGUUCAAAGCUGUUGGACUUCUCUCAGCAGCUGUGUGACAGGUUGGAGCAGCUGUUAUUGACCUACGCCAGCUAUGAUCUCAUCAGUUUGGAUGAGGCCGAACCCAACAGCACAUCUCACUUCUGCAUUGGCCAGAUUCAGCUGGGCGGGAUGAAGCUGACCACCUUCCGUUACUGUAAGCCGACACCGUAUCUGUCCCAUGCCGACACAGGAGUGUACAAACGCAUGCGGUGGAACGUGGAGAGACUCCAAAAGGAGCAGCACAGAGGAGAUGACAGUGAGGAGGAAGAGGAAGAAAUCCAACCUGACUUCUACUUCCUGUGUUAUGAGGACAUCCCCAACACACAUGCUGACCCAGACACAGAGAACAAAGAUGUCUGUAAUGAAAAUGUGGUGAGGAUGUGGUCCAUCGGUCAGUGGGUGCAAGUGAAUCCUGAACCCACUACAGAGGAUAUAUACGAUUGGAUCUUGUGCGAGGUCCCUGAGGCCAGCUAUCACAGACUUUUGUUCCUGGGCCCUGACGAGCCGUCCAGCUGCAUAGCAACAGAUUAUCUGCAGCAGCUGCUGCUGUCGUGCCACACUGACUGAUCUGAGGGCCUGCAGGAGGAUAACACACGUUUUAGCCCACUUAUUACAGCAGUUGUUGCCAUGUAGAAAAACUGGACCAGUUGGAGUGUCAGGAUUAAGCUUUGAAUCUGUCAGGCUAAAUUUGAACCCACUGGUAAAUACAGUGAUGGCUAUAGGUUUACAUACAACCUGGUGAAUAGGGGUGACUAAAGCAGACUGAUAUCCAUUCCAAACCCAGUUUUGGAUCUUUUCCCUGCUGUAACACCCAGUUGUGUCUGAGUUUCUAUCAUCUUGCUGCCGUUUAGCAGUUAAGUUAAAGUUUUUUUUGAAGGUAGCUGUGUUCAUUAUUCUCUCCUCAUUGUGCAGUGCAUCAAUACCAAUGUUAACUGAAAGGUAACCCAGUAUGAGGCUAACACCACCAUGUAAGUUAGUCAGUGAUGUUCUUUGGUUUGGAAGCCUCACCUUCACUGCUCCAAACUUGCAUCCUUGUGCCCAAACAGCUCAAUCAUUGUCUGACCAUAAAACCUUUUGCCAAAAGGAACCGGGCCUCCAGGUGAGCAGUUGAAGGUGUCCGUUUUAAAACCGGGACUUCUUUCUUGGACACCCACUCAGUUCAUGUUGACGUUAAACUGGCUUAUCUGUGGCAAAUGCCGGCAUUCCAGCAACAUCUGGUUUAUAAAAGGCCCGAGCCUUGCUGGUCCUGGAUUGUUCCUGAAUAUUGUAACCAACAUCCUGUAAUCAGAAGAUGGCAGGUUGGUCACCUGAGUAAAAGAGAAUCCAUUUAAAUUCAAGCUUGUGGCCCAGACUCUUGUUUCUAAAAAUCAUAGCAGUUUUAUAAUCAUUCCAACAUGGAAAAGUUCGAUGCAGUGGAUGUAAGCUUCCCACUGCCACUCCAUGUUGUGACUGAGUUUUUAUGACAGUGUUGUACUGUUACUGUCUUACUGUGAAACGUCUUUGACAUUUGUCAAGUUUUUUCUGUAGAUUGUUUAUAGACGUUUUUAAGAGCAGUCUGGUGUAUAAAAGUCAAGGCAUGUUAUUAAAAGAAGUAUUUUAUUUACAUGAAA
Messenger RNA from Girardinichthys multiradiatus, 2418 nucleotides. It is a transcript of the gene c5h19orf67, whose product is annotated as chromosome 5 C19orf67 homolog. The transcript is spliced from 7 exons. The record is from RefSeq and is a predicted model, not a curated record. Bases 347 to 1375 code for a protein of 342 amino acids. Lineage: Eukaryota; Metazoa; Chordata; Actinopteri; Cyprinodontiformes; Goodeidae.